UAUUUAAUGUUUUAUUAAAGAUGUUGGAGUAUUCAUUCGGCCAAUUAUGUUACAAAACGUUUCUUAAACUAAAUCAAACGGAACUAAAUCAGGAGGGACCUAGACAUAAUUAAAUGUUAGUAAUUUAAUAGGAUAUCUGUGGGACCUACCUGAAUUUGUCCAAAAGAAACUCGUUAUAGUUGAACGUUUUGCAACUAUUUGGACUAAUGAUUACAUCACAGAUAACUAAGCUUUCUCUCUGAUCUGUGUUUUGUUUAAAAAUAUCAUUUUGUAGAGGUCUGACAUUAAUACAGAUCUAGGAUCAGUGCAUUGAGGAUCCGUGUUACAAACUAAACCGUAAAACUGAUCUUAAAUCAGGAUGCCGGGGCAUCAUCUGACAUCACGCACCAGGUAUAAGAACAAUGCAGCUGAAUGGCUUGUGAAGUGGGCAUGUCGCUCCCAACGUCCAAUCGGAGACGUUUAUAUUGCAGAGUGGCCGCUUGGAACAGUCCUGUCCAGUUUGUCGUUCAUGCUGUCUUUCUUGGACGCUGUGUGCACAUUGUGCAGGUCUGAACAGGCAUUUAUUUGAAGAGGCAUCAUGAGUAGGGAGCCAGACGCUUUGGCUGUGGUGAACCAGUUGAGGGAUCUUUCUGCAGAUCCUAUGAACAGAAGAGCUAUUGUUCAAGACCAAGGUUGCUUACCGGGACUCAUCCUUUUUCUGGACCAUCCCAAUCCCCAGGUUGUCUACUCAGCACUCCUGGCUGUUCGCUACCUCGCAGAAUGUCGUCAAAACAGGGAGAAAAUGAAGGGAGAGCUGGGGAUGAUGUUAAGUCUUCAGAAUGUCAUGCAAAAGACAAUCACCCCAGGAGAGACUAAGAUGCUGGCCUCAGAAAUCUAUGAACUCCUCCAGGCUUCUAACAGUGUGGAUACAGACAAGCCUGAGGAGGGGCCCUCUUGCAGACGCAAGGACCAGUUCUUCCUGGGAUCCACCAACAAGCGGGCCAAAACAGUGGUCCUCCACAUACAUGGCUUGGAUGACUCUAGCCGGAGGAGCCUUUGUGAAGAGUCCUUGUUGAAGAUCCGAGGUGUCAUCAGCUUUACAUUCCAGAUGGGCAUUAAGCGGUGCAUCGUCAGAAUCCGCUCAGACCUGAAGGCAGAGGCUCUGGGUUCUGCCAUCGCCUCAACUGAAGUAAUGAAAGCUCAACAGGUGGUCAGGGGAGAGGAUGGAGAAGAGGUAAUCAUCCCAUUCCCAGAGGAUGGUUCGGUAGCAGUGGAGCAGAAUGUGGCUCUUCCAGACUACCUUCCAGAGGAGGAGAGCCCGUCCCAUGAGCCAGACAAGGCUGUGACCUGUGUGGGCACAGGGCAGGAUGGAGCAAGCUGGCUAGGCACUGCAGCUAACUUCCUGUCCCGCUCGUUCUACUGGUGACACUCCCAGACCACCCACACCUCUUCAGAUACUACAGAUACAGAAUCAGGCUCCCAGCUGCCAAAGAGCUGGACUGCCAAAGGCAAUGUGUAACAACAAACUAUUCCAAUGCGUGUACAGUACACACAUGCACCCACAAUCUCACACCCACCUUGCACCAUACAGAAUCACCAAGCCAUUAAGCGAGAGGACUGGCUUCCGGAAUUGAUUCUUAUUUCUUAUCUUUAGGGUUCUGGUUGAGAGCUAGACUAUUCUUUUCAUGUAAAUGUUUUGAAAACCAAAUUGUCUUGUUGUGAGGAGCAUUAUUGUGGCAGCAUUACGACUUGAUCCAUCAGAAAGGGUCCAAACGUUACCACAAAAAUAAUUUCCUGUAGUUAGAGCACUUUUUUUUAAGGAUCUGAAAGCGUGUUUACAUUAAGGGUCUUUUUCUCCCUACCUUUUUAUCUGACUUUUUAGACCAAGAACUGACCCAUCCUCCCCUUUUUUAGCAAUGGGUGUUCCAGAAUAUGCAGUAAUCAACGUGUGUUCAGUUAUCGUGCCUUUCGUUUCAUUCUGUUUACAUGUAGACCCUUGUGACUGACUGUCAGCAUUAGAUCUGAAGUGUAUUCUGCCUGUAAGGCUCCCUGCUUUGAUAUAUUCCAAAGGUUACUGAUGUAGACAUUGGAUAAACUCCAAUCUAGGUACUCUUCAAUUCCAAUGCCUACUGAAAUCAUUAAUGGAAUCUGUCGUGAGUUAUGAGAAAUGUUUACAGGACUGGGUGGCUGGUUGAGACCGUUUUCUCUCCAGAAACAGCAUGGAGAUUUUACAGUCUGACCACUGUGGUGUCAUGGUGUCAUGACAACGUGGUGUCAUGCAUUAUCAGCUUGUUUUAUGUUAAGUAUUACUCAUUCGAAGGACAAUAUUAGAAUAUCUUUCCUAAGGAAGAGCAUUGUUCCUCUUUUAGGGACAGCCUCUGCCAUUUCCCCAAUGUCUUGCAUGAUUUAACACCGCUAAAAAUAAUACAAGGCUGAACGUAAUCUCUCGUGGACAGACUACAUAAACAUAAAUGGUUAAGCAUCUGACCAAAUUACAUGAGAUUUAAGUUCUGGUUCAACCAAGAUUAGACUAAGCCUAACAAUAAUCAUCUCUGAAUAUAUGUUGAUGGAAACAAACAUUGUUAGAUUUCAUUGGAGAUGGAUUGGCCAGCAGUGUCCUUAACCUGUCGUUAAAGGGAGCUCAAGUGGAUGCUGCCAUAGUUUAGGGUUGUCUGUAAGUAUAGAAUUCUGGAUAUUUUGGUUCAGUCUAUAUAGUGGAUCAAUUGCCCAACCUCUGAAAUAGCUAUGCUAUCAGUGCAUGUUAGUGUAUGAAUGGGAAAUGUUUAUUAUUAUGAGCUUAUUACUGUUCAUAGUAAAUCUCAGCAUAAGAAGUAUUCAGUUUGGACCACCUAUUUUACAGGUAACAACCUCUCAGUGGGAGAACUUUCAAAAGAGGUUACCUUUUGAAAGUGUUUCUUGAAAGUCAAUAUCUGUUUGUGGAGGGGGGGGGGAUCCUUGUAUAGAAUUGUCAAGCAGUGUCCUGUUGUCCACUCAUGUAUUUGUGUUGUCUCAUCCUGUAAAGACUCCCAUCUCGUACAAUCACACCUGAUUAGAUUGUGUUCAUCAUGCUAGGGCAGCAUACUCUAUAGUUCACACUCAUCAAUACUGUGCAUUGGUUGCCAAUGAAGUCGUUCACAAAGAAAUAUGUAAAUAUAUUUGUCUUGUCAUUGACAUGCUUUUUGUUCAGAAACCAUUAUUGGUUAAACUAUCAUGAUUUAAGUCA
Messenger RNA from Oncorhynchus tshawytscha (Chinook salmon), 3202 nucleotides. Its product is annotated as armadillo repeat-containing protein 1. Gene Ontology annotation, molecular function: metal ion binding; protein binding. The coding region runs from base 578 to 1405 and encodes 275 amino acids. The record is from RefSeq and is a predicted model, not a curated record. Lineage: Eukaryota; Metazoa; Chordata; Actinopteri; Salmoniformes; Salmonidae. The transcript has 8 exons.